AAGUGGGAGGUGUUCCCGGGCCGCAACCGCUUCUACUGCGGCGGCCGCCUCAUGCUGGCCGGCCACGGCGGCGUCUUCGCGCUCACGCUGCUGCUCAUCCUCACCACCACCGGCCUCUUCUUCGUCUUCGACUGUCCCUACCUGGCCCGCGAAUUGACCCUUGCCAUCCCUGUCAUCGCUGCCAUCCUCUUCUUCUUCGUCAUGAGCUGCCUGCUACAGACGAGUUUCACCGACCCUGGGAUCCUGCCCCGAGCCACUGUCUGUGAAGCAGCUGCUCUGGAGAAACAGAUCGACAACACAGGCAGUUCUACAUACCGGCCACCCCCUCGGACCCGGGAGGUGAUGAUCAAUGGGCAGAUGGUGAAGCUGAAGUACUGCUUCACCUGCAAGAUGUUUCGGCCACCCCGGACCUCACACUGCAGUGUGUGCGACAACUGUGUGGAACGGUUUGACCAUCACUGCCCCUGGGUGGGCAACUGUGUGGGGAGACGGAACUACCGCUUCUUCUACGCAUUUAUUCUCUCCCUCUCAUUCCUGACGGCCUUCAUCUUUGCCUGUGUGGUCACCCACCUGACACUGCGCUCUCAGGAAAACAACUUCCUCUCCACUCUGAAGGAGACACCAGCAAGCGUGCUGGAGUUGGUGAUCUGCUUCUUCUCCAUCUGGUCCAUCCUGGGCCUCUCAGGGUUUCACACUUACCUCGUCGCCUCCAAUCUGACAACUAAUGAAGAUAUCAAAGGCUCGUGGUCCAGCAAGAGGGGUGGUGAGGCCUCUGUCAACCCCUACAGCCAUAAAAGUAUUAUCACCAACUGCUGUGCUGUGCUCUGCGGCCCCCUACCUCCCAGCCUAAUUGACCGGAGGGGAUUUGUGCAGUCCGACACCGUUUUGCCCUCGCCCAUCAGAAGUGAUGAGCCAGCUUGCAGAGCCAAGCCCGACGCCAACAUGGUAGGAGGCCACCCCUGAUCAGGGCUCAGUACUUGCCACCUGCUGGCCUGUCUGCCCCUCUGCACUCACCUGCCGCCCUCCACACCUGCCAGGACCCUACCCAUUCCAUCUGAGGGAAGCAGAGCUGCCAAAGACUCAAGUCUAUUCGUAUUUAUUUCCCACCCUGCGUGGCUUUCCCCACAUUGUUCCGUGGCUGUACCCUCUGCUCCCCAAACCCAGGUUCUGUCAGCCUUGGGCCCCAGCUGAUCAGUGACAGGGGAGGCCAGAGCCUCUGGAGGCCACCCAGGGGACCAUGCCAAGUCUCUGCCUGUGUCAGGGCAAGCCCUGUGUGAGUGAGGGUGUGAACUGAGUGUGAAGCCUCCCAGCUGGGGGAAACUGCUUUGGCCUUGCUCAGCCAGGGUCCUCAGGGUGAGACAGGACUGGUGAGCAGUCAGCUCUGGACAACAGGCUGUGGGAGAAGAAGCCUCAGUGGGCUGCUUUGGUGUGUGGGCUCCUUCAUUCUCUUGGUGAUGAUCCUUGUUCUUUCUUCCCUGGGGUUUUUUGAUAGGGUUUUUUUUUUUUUUUUUCUGGUGGAGUUGGCUAAUAGGAUUAGAGCUGGGUUCCAGUAGAGAGGGCAGGGCUCGUGAGGGGUAGGGGCAGUCUGUGUUGAAGGAAGUUGAAUCAGCCAGCCAGGCACCCAGAACCUCAGUUCCUUCUGCGAUUCCUGGGCAGCGCAGUAAGGAAGUAGUGGCCUUGUCUUCCCCCCUGCCCAUGGAGGGCUCUAAGGAAUCCUGGCUUGCCCCUGACCUCUUUCUGAAGUCAGGUCUGGGGAUGGGCAAGUUGUCCUCAUGCUGGCAAUACUUGAAACGGGUUUAUUAAUGCUGGGUAUUUUGCACAAUUUUAUAGACCUCUUUUCUACAUAGUUUUUUUUAAAUGGAAGAAGAAGAAAACGUCAGCUACAUUGCUAUCUGUGUAGUGCCAGGUAAAGGGUUAUCAGAAGGCUAGUUGAUUUUAGUAAGCUUAUUACAAGAGCCCUUCUGGCUGUGAGUGAGUGAGUGAGUGAGUGUGUGUGUGUGUUCAUGUGUGCCCUGUGUGAAUGUGGCUGGCUCCCAUAUCCCCUGGGCUGUCCCCUCCCCCAUUCCCCUUGGGUAUCAGGGAGCAGCCUGAGCCAUGGGGACGGGGAGCACAUGCAUGGUUUACAAGAAACCUCCGGGCUUCCGCUGGGGCUCAGCCCCCAUCCUAUUAUCCUUCCUUCCUCCAUGGACUUCAGACAAGCAGUGGCUGGGAACUCUGCCACCGCACCCCUCCACCCAGCCCCCAGGUUAGGCUUCCAGCUGGGACCUGCCCAGACAGGCUGAGGCUGGGUGUGGUGGGUGGGGUGGUGGCUAUGGGGAGCGGCCACCAUCCUAUAGUCCACACCCUCUUCUCCAAGCUCUGAGUAUGGAACCCAAUGCCAAGCACUUAGAGGACAAGGUAUUUCAGGAAGAAGCCCAGAGUGGGCCAAGAGACAAGUGAAGAUUGGCCUAAGGCUGGGUCAGAAACUGAGAGGAUAGCUUUCCUCUGCUGGGAGUUGUAGUUUUGUUUUUUUUUUAAAUUAAUAUAGAUAUUGUCCUUCCAUCCCCCUCCUUGGCCCUUCACAUGGGCUAAAGCCCUUGGAAAGUGACAUAGGAAGUCUCUGAAUCUUCCCUUCCUUACUCCAGAGACUAGUGGUUGCAAAGAGAGCUGGGGAUGGGCAGCCACAGAGGGUCCCCAGUGGGAAAAACAGCUUUGCCACAGCCUCAGGGCCCUGAGCCAUUGCUGUAGUGACCUUAGGAAGUGGGGAGGAAGCUGGCUAGAGGAGGGGGCUCCCACUUGCCUUUUAUUUAAGCCAGUAUUCUUUGUUCCUGCUUGUAAUAAAACUUUUGUUUUUAAGAGUU
Molecule: messenger RNA, 2840 nt
Organism: Carlito syrichta (Philippine tarsier)
Lineage: Eukaryota; Metazoa; Chordata; Mammalia; Primates; Tarsiidae
Gene: ZDHHC18
Product: zinc finger DHHC-type containing 18
Exons: 8
Coding region: 52-963 (303 amino acids)
Biological process (GO): protein targeting to membrane; peptidyl-L-cysteine S-palmitoylation
Cellular component (GO): Golgi apparatus; endoplasmic reticulum
Molecular function (GO): protein-cysteine S-palmitoyltransferase activity
Source: RefSeq, a predicted model, not a curated record